UAUUAUAUUCUAAGUAGUGUGAAUAAAUAUUAGAGUUUUAGGCGUUGUCCGCAAAAACUAAACAAUUCAAUUAAAACGCAAACAAAAUCAUGACUUUCUUAGAACAAUUUCCACCUUUUCAAGUUUGCUGUUUGUGUAUAAAUUUACGAACGGGGUGUAUUUUCACGGCGAUUUACUUUAUAUUAGAGAGUAUUGGACAAAUCGUAGGGAAGGCAGUUUAUCUUACAUAUGACAACCGAGACAAUGACGGCUAUGUGUUUUGGACUCUUUUAAGCCAAAUUGCAUUUUGGCACAUCGUUCAGAUUCUUCUGGGUGCUAUUUUAUUUUUGGGAGCCAUAAGAAAAAAAAUUGGUAUGGUCGGACUAUAUUGUUGGAUACAACUGAUUCUUUUGAUUGUGGAAUGCUCCUUCUUGGUCAUAGCUUUGAUCGGAUAUGCAACAAGUGCCGUUUACUACAUUCCACUUUUUGGAUUUCAUUUUUAUCUAUGGUUAUGUAUAAACUCAUACUUUUUGGAACUUUUAAGCGAGAACGAAAAUCAAUAUAAAAAGAAAUAUAGACAAACUGAUAGAGUGUUGCAUUAAAAGUAUUGUUAGAUUUAUUUCAUUC
This is a messenger RNA of Culicoides brevitarsis, 606 nucleotides long. RefSeq lists its product as uncharacterized. The transcript is spliced from 5 exons. The coding region runs from base 90 to 581 and encodes 163 amino acids. Lineage: Eukaryota; Metazoa; Arthropoda; Insecta; Diptera; Ceratopogonidae. The record is from RefSeq and is a predicted model, not a curated record.